AUGGGGACACCUAGGGCAGUGAAAAGUCAGGCUAUAGCGAAUUUAUUGCUGCAGUUUCCAAGAGAGGAAGAAUUCCCGCUGGAUGAUGAAGUUCCAGGGGAAGUAACUAUGGCAGAGGAAGACAGGGAACAGUGGGUAAUGAAAUUUGAUGGGUCUUCUACUACCCAUUCCGGAGGGGUGGGAGUAGUUCUGUAUCAUGAAGAAGACAAGGCAGUGGCACUAUCAUUUAAGUUGGAAUUCCCCUGUUUAAACAACAUGGCAGAGUACGAGGCCUAUCUAACUGGGCUUGCCACAACGCUCGAAAUGGGAGUCAAACAUUUGAAAGUACUGGGAGAUUCGAACUUGGUCUUCUGCCAGGCCAAAGGAAGUUUUUCCUUAAAAGAGCCCAGCCUAGCUCCGUACAGAGCAAUGGCCCAGAGAAUGGAAGAGAAAUUCUCAACCUUUGAGAUAGAACAUGCUCCAAGAAACGAAAAUCGGUUUGCGGACGCGUUAGCCGCAUUGGGUUCGCAAAUAAUCUUUAAAGGGAGUAGCACUAACAUAGAAGUUAGCAAGAGGGAAGAAUCCAUCAUUGAGGUGUUGAAGGAAAAGUUCCGGGAGGAACAGGGCGAAGGGGAUUGGCGAAACCCCAUAAAGGAAACCUUGGUAAAGGGAGACGACGCAGCAGAAUUGAAGAUAUUAAAAGACUAUGCCUUGCUUGCGGCAGACAAGGAGAAGAGUUAUGCUGUGUUCAUUAGCGAGGAUUGGAGAAGCCCUUUCGUGCAGUACCUAGCAGAAGGCGUCCUGCCACAAAGGCACAGUGAAAGGUACAAACUUAAGAGGUUGGCAACACGUUACUUCUUGCAUAACACGGUCCUUUUCAAAAAAGGAUAUGAUGGAGACCUUUUGAGGUGUUUGGGUCCUGAAGAGGCUAAAGAAAUGGUAAAAGAAGUACAUUCAGGGGAAUGCGGUGAACAUCAAGGGAAGAAAAAUCUUUACAGGUGCCUGCUGCAGAUGAGCUACUACUGGCCAACCAUGAAGAAAGAUGCGGCAGAAUUUGUAAAGAAGUGUCACAGUUGUCAGGUACAAGCCAACUUGAUUCAUAUCCAUCCACAAGAUGAGGUUUGGGGUACAUAUGGAUAUUUGGUAGGGCCAGUCAACCCGCCAUCACGUGGGUACAUAUGGAUAUUGGUAGCUACAGAAUAUUUUACCAAGUGGGCGGAAACAGUACCACUCCGCAAGGCCACAAGGGGAGCAGUAGCAAACUUCAUCAAAGAAAAUAUAAUUGUGAGGUUUGGGGUGCCCCACAAGAUCAUCAGUGACAAUGGCACACCAUUUGUCAAUAGCGAUGUAAGAAGAAUGCUAGAAUUCUACCAAGUCAAGCACCACUGGUCAUCACCCUACUACCCUCAAGGAAACGGGCAGGCAGAGGCAACAAACAAAGUUCUCAUAAAGAUCAUCAACAAGAUGAGCCAAGAGUAUGCGGGAGGAUGGGCAAUGCACCUGCCAGAUGCUCUCUGGGCAUACAGAAAAUCACCAAAGUCAGCCACAGGCUUUUCACCCUUUUCCUUAGUCUACGGAACUGAAGUAGUGAGUCCGGCAGAAAUAAUGAUACCGUCCCUAAGGGUUAUGCAGAUGCGAGAAAAAGAAAAAAAGGGAGAAAUCUUCGCGGCAUAA
Quercus lobata is the source of this 1653-nucleotide messenger RNA. RefSeq lists its product as uncharacterized. The coding region runs from base 1 to 1653 and encodes 550 amino acids. The record is from RefSeq and is a predicted model, not a curated record. Gene Ontology annotation, molecular function: RNA-DNA hybrid ribonuclease activity; nucleic acid binding. The transcript has 2 exons. NCBI's taxonomy places the organism in Eukaryota, Viridiplantae, Streptophyta, Magnoliopsida, Fagales, Fagaceae. Gene Ontology annotation, biological process: DNA integration.